Aegilops tauschii subsp. strangulata is the source of this 1834-nucleotide messenger RNA. RefSeq lists its product as uncharacterized. The record is from RefSeq and is a predicted model, not a curated record. Lineage: Eukaryota; Viridiplantae; Streptophyta; Magnoliopsida; Poales; Poaceae.
CGCUCCCCCCCCCCCCCCCCCCCCCCCCUCUUCCCCAUUCCUGGCGCUGGCGGGUCGCGGUCGCGGUCGCGGGCUUUCGAUAGAACCGAAGGAUUCUGGGUUCGGCGAUAUGGGGAUCUCGGGGCGGUUCCUCCUCCUGGCCGUGGCGCUGGUGAUCGCCGCCGGCGCGGUCGCCGCGGAUGAGCAGGCGGCGGCGGACCCGGCGGGGGCCGGGGAGAUCGCGGCGGGCGUCAAGGAGGCCGCCGAGGCGGCCGCGCUCCGGGCGGAGCUGGCGCAGCUCAGGGAGAAGAUCUCCGCCUUAGAGUCGGACAUUGCACAGAGAUCCCAGGACCUGAAGAGCAAGGAUGAUGGCAUAGCGAAGCUGGAGAAGGACAUUGGGGAGAAGUCACAGAAGAUUGCUACUCUGCAGAGUGAGAUCACAUCUCUCCAGAAAAAAGGUUCUGUGGCUGCUGAGGAGCAGGCAGGCAAGGCCAUUGCUCGGGUUGUUGAGCUUGAGGAGCAGAUUGAGAAGCUCAAUAAGGAAAUCGAAGCACAAAGUAGCCAGAGAACAACACUUGAAGCUAGAGCUAACAAGGCUGAGAAGAAGGUGCAAGAUUUGAACUCGAAGCUUGAGUCACUUCAAAAGGCAAAUGGCGAGCAAAAGCGUAUGAUCCAGAAAACGGAGCGUGCUCUUAAAGUUGCUGAGGAGGAAUUGAUGAGGCUGCAAUUAGAAGCAACAACGAAGGCAAAACAGCUGACAGAGGUACAUGGAGCAUGGCUGCCACCUUGGUUGGUGACACAUUCUGCCCAAUAUUUGGAGGUGGUCUCAGGUCACUGGAAUGAGCAUGGAAAACCUGCCAUGGACAUCUUUUUGCAGAAGGCAUCAGAAAAAUCAGCACACGCAAAGAAAUGGGCUGAACCACAUAUCGAGACCGCGAAGCUGAAAUUGGUUCCUGUUAAGGAGAAACUGGCUGUGCUAAAGAAAAACGCAGAACCUUACGUGGAGAAGGCGUCGGCAAAAUCAGUGGAAGUUUAUGAAGCAUCCAGGGAUGCUAUUACACCCCACUUUGUAAAAUUUAAAGAAGUUUCUGAUCCCUACUUCCAGGAAGCUAAGAAGAUCUCUAAACCUUACAUUGAUCAAGUUGCUGAGGUCACGAAGCCACAUGUUGAGAAAGUUAGGAGUACUCUUAAGCCUUAUACUAAAAGAGCAGUUCAUGUGUAUGGAACAUUUCUCGAGUCUGCGACUACAUACCAUCGACAGGCUCAAGCAACCAUUUCAGAUUACUUGCACCAACAUGAAAUAACAAAAUCACUUGUGACUAAGGAGUUGGUUUGGUUCCUGGCUUCUGCUUUGCUGGCUCUACCUGUGUUUAUUAUGUACAGGCUUCUAGUAGAAACCUUCUGCAUGAAGAAGCAGAAGAGAUCGCCUCGUAAUGGUAACGGAAACAAUGGCAAUAGGAGACACAAGCGCCGACAUGCUGAGAAGUAAACCAUCGUCGGCUGCCAUGUAGGGUUGCAGAAAUCAGAGCAUGCUCUUCCCUGAUGAGGCUGUGCUCUCUUGUCCAUGGUAGAAGGAUGGAACGCUGUACACCACCAGAUUUUUUCGUUUUCCUUUUGCCCCCUAUUGUAUGGACUAUAGUUUCAGCAGCGGCCUUAUGUAUCUGCAUCUUGCCGAGGUUUAAUAUGGGCUUAAACCUCGGCGUUUGUUAAUUGUUUAUUGUAACUUUGUUAAUACGCUUGAGUUUGUUUGCAUCGUGCUUGCUAGUUUUUGUUCUUGCUCACCGGCAUCCUAAUUAUACGAUAUACGGUUGUUCUACAAUUUAUGUAAUUAAUCGUACAUGCUAUGAUUUGGUGA